Messenger RNA from Apiotrichum porosum, 807 nucleotides. RefSeq lists its product as uncharacterized. The transcript is spliced from 4 exons. The record is from RefSeq and is a predicted model, not a curated record. The coding region runs from base 1 to 807 and encodes 268 amino acids. Lineage: Eukaryota; Fungi; Basidiomycota; Tremellomycetes; Trichosporonales; Trichosporonaceae.
AUGGUUGGUGGCUCCAUCAAGGACACGGGACCCUGCACGCAGUGCGCGGGAGGCAAGCAGACGUGUGACAGCGACCAACCUUGCACGUCGCGUUCCAACCUUGGCAUCUGCUCCAACAAGACUUCCACGAAUGCCAUCCCAGCACCCGGCAGCGUCGGCACGUCGUCGCACUCUGAGAGCCUCUCAUUCCCUGUCACCUCGGACACCAACAAGCUUAUUAACACGCCGUCUUGGACAGCCCCGACCACGUCGACGACCACAAUGGCAGCAGCGGCGGGUACGGUCGAGCCUGUUGCGCUGCCGGUCGACACAAGCACCUCUGGGCUUUCACACUCAGCAGCAGAGCUCACCGACGCUGAGCUGAUCCAGGUGGUGGCCGACUUGGAGGAAAAGAUCCAGUUCCUGCUCAAGAGUGUCACGGCCAUCGAGUGUCAGACAGAAGGUACCAAGCGAGACGUGGAGGCUUUAUGGCGCGAGCUGAAGGCUGCCCAGCGCGACCUGGAGGCUACCCGACGCGAGCUUGAGGCUGCCCGGCGCGAGAUUGCAGACCUUAAGUCCAACGUCAAGCGGGCAAGGCGGGAGAUGUCCAAGCUCUCGACCACCGUGAAGACCCAUGCCGCCGUAGUGUGCAGGGCCGGCCGACAGCUGAAGAGGGCGCAGGCGGAGACGAACGGCGGCUCCUCGAAACCUAAGGCCACGAACCGCAAAGUCAAGCAACUCGUCAACUGGUGUAACAAGGUCCGCUCCAAGUUGAGGGGAUGGGGUAGACGCCAGGCCCCUAAGCAAGGCGACGGCAAAAAGGUGUGA